Messenger RNA from Cooperia oncophora, 210 nucleotides. The record is from the annotation of a GenBank genome assembly. Lineage: Eukaryota; Metazoa; Nematoda; Chromadorea; Rhabditida; Trichostrongylidae.
AUGUCAGAAUGGACCACGGUCACAAUAUCAGCUGUAAUCAUAAAACAAAGCGAGUCAGCAGGAAUUUUCCCAUGGGGAUGUGUAUCAGAUGGUACCUGCAAUGUCUUUUGGGAUAAUGCUGAUGGAUGGGACAUUAUGUUCUUCAUAGUGAUGCUGCUGGCUUUUGUAUUUGAGAUUUUCGUACUUAUCAAUGCAGCAAUAGGACUGUGA